Trichomonas vaginalis G3 is the source of this 3162-nucleotide messenger RNA. Its product is annotated as exportin 4,7-related family. Gene Ontology annotation, biological process: protein export from nucleus. The transcript has a single exon. NCBI's taxonomy places the organism in Eukaryota, Parabasalia, Trichomonadida, Trichomonadidae. The coding region runs from base 1 to 3162 and encodes 1053 amino acids. The record is from RefSeq and is a predicted model, not a curated record. Gene Ontology annotation, cellular component: nuclear pore; cytoplasm. Gene Ontology annotation, molecular function: nuclear export signal receptor activity.
AUGGAUGAAAAUCCGUAUAUUGAGUUAAAAACCUUGCUAUUAGCGGAUGUUACUGACAACGAAGCAACCUUUGCACUAAAUCGAUACAUCCAAAACCCUAAUUGUUUAGAAUUAUUUGAUUUAUUCCUUGAAGAAGGUUCACAAAGAGAUGAUAUUUAUUUCAAAACACUUCAAUCAAUUAAUGUGUUAUUAAGCAAGCGAGGGUGCCUUGUUCCAGUCGAAAAACUUCAAAGGCACACCGAAAUUCUUUCAAACUUUUUAGUAAGGGAAACAACAAAUGCCGCGAAAGAGCAAAAUUCUCACAGAGAAUUAUCAUUAGUACUUGCUACUUCAUACCGAGUUUUGCUUGAACAGUCAAGUUCCGAACAACUUCAAUUUCUUCACCAAAUUUUGUCACAAGGAAACAGAAUUCAAAAGCGUAUCGCAUUAAAUACACUUCGAGAAUUAGUAUCCAACAUAAAAACAGAGCAAUUUCAACUUACAGAUCAAAAAUACAUCGAAUUCAGAGUAAAGUUCCAAAAAACAUAUCUUGCGUCCUUCUUCCAAGCAGCUGUUCCAUUUCUCGACCAGCCAGAUGACGAUCUUUGCACACAUCCCGGUGUAAAACUUUUAUAUGAAUGUUUAUUCUACAACUGUCGCCAAGAAGACAUGCUUCAAUACAGAUUCACUGUUCCUGACGAUUGGGUUGAUUUCUACCAAGAUCCGAUGUUCCCACAAAAGUUAUUUGCGAUUUUCAAUUACGGCAACUCCAAAGCCAUUGAAAAGAUGAACAACAACGAUAACUCCCCAGAAAAGAUCGAACUAGAGAAUAUGGCAAAAGAUUCUCUCGAUACUUUGUUAUUAUUCUGUUCCGCGGUUGAUUCCACUUGGAAGGCCAUUGACAAGCACAUGGACUUCAUUAAGUCAAUUGCAGGCAGUAUCAUUGAGAUUUUCGAAACAGGAAUGCAAAUAAUCCCUCCAGUAAAUCUUGCCUUAUCCAGAUUGAUUUGUAAGAUUGGUUUGGUCCUCCCGAUCCAGCACUUCAUGAGUACAACAGAAUUAGCCCAACCUUUCUUCGCAAAUGUCCAAAAUUACACUUUGGCCCAAUUUCAGAACCAAACCUUCAAAGAAGAUGACAUGAACAAGAUAUGUGGUUAUCUCUUGAACUUCUGGGGAAGGGCCUCGUCCGUCUAUUCCGUAAAUCCUCCGAAAAUGGGAGAUUUAUCUGGAAUUUUCAUCGAUAUCUUCAAGAAUUACGUUGAUUCAUUCCUUACUGGAAUCAUUACGAGUAAUGAGGCCAACGAAUAUAUCUCAAAAACUGACUUUUUGACAAAUUUCGAAUUUCUUUGGAAUGUUGCGGCCAUUGAUACAGAAUCAUGCAUCAACUUCUUGAAUGAGAAGAUCUACGAGUGUAUCAACUUCAUUUCCCAAGAAAAUUCCGUAAGAGAAUGCUUAUUAAGACUUGCUUCAAUUAUUUUGAUGAUUUCGAGCAGAUUCUCAGCCAGACCAUACGGAUACAGCCGUUCCAUGUCAAACGAAACAAUUUCGAACCUCGCAACCCUUACUCAGUCCAUAUUUAACAUAAUGGGAGCGACUGCAGGCAUAAUGGAAGGUCUAGUUCAGAAUUACAGACCGGAGAUCAGUACUAUGGAGAUUGCUUUGGUCAAUUUCGCAAACGCAUUCAAGAGAGACAUGUUUACAACAGAUAGAGAUAAUAUCUCAAAAAUUUAUGAGGCCAUGCAACUUCCUAAUGGUCGCAAAGUCGCUUUUGAUAACUUUGUUACACGUUUCAUCAAUGAUUUGAUCAUUUUCAACGGUCAAACUGAUUUAAUCAAAAGAAUCUUACAAUAUAUCGAUGAUAUGACAAAUGUAUCAUGCGUAAAGGCCGUGCAUGAGCUUUCCAAUACAAAUGAGAACAUUAUUAAGCUCAUUACAAGGCAAACUUUUAUUUCUAUCCAAGCUGACGAACCAAAGGCCUACAAGAAGCUUACAACCAUGCUAAAUACAAUAUACGGACGUAAUAUCAAGUCCACAGAAGCUCUGAAUCUGUUUUUGGACCACUUUGAUGAGAAAUUUAAAAUAAUAAGCCAAUCAGGGUUCGAAGACAGAUACGAAGUACUCACAAUAUUCUGUGAGAUCAGAGGAUUGCUCAAAGGUAUCCAAGUUUCGGAGUUUUUGUACGUAGCAAAAAGAUAUAUGAAUAAUUACGUCGAAUACGCCUUGGAAUGCCUUGCAAAAUACGCUGCAAUGUCUGAUGAUGACAUAGAAGCUGACGUUAUCUUCAAAGCCAUUGUAUUAUCUUGGUUAUACAUCGCAUCCAACAAAGGAAUGAAGAUUGUCAUACCUACGAGGAGCGCUGAUGGCAUAAGGAUCUUCACUCAUACACUCCGAUUCGUCGAAACCAUCAUAAACUGCUCUCCUGAAAAUUCUCCUCGUAAACUCAGCGCUUUCAGGGUUAUCCAUGCAUCUUUGAGCCAGUCUUAUGUCAAUUUUGGCGUAAUGAACUACUUCAAAGAUGAAAAUCCUGAGAGAAUGCUCGGAAUUUACUUUGAUUUGUUAAUUUGCGUAUUGGGGAACAAUUUGGAUCAAGAUCCACUAACAGAUGAAAAAUGUCUUAACGCUAUUGUAGCAAGUAUUACUUGUAUAGCGAGUAUCUUCCCUGUUUUUAUUAUUUCGGAACCAGAACUGUUCCAAGCGGCCUUGAAGUUCUUAAAGAGGGCUCUCAAAGCUAAGGAGCUUCCAAAUAUCUGGAAGGAGUGCUGCAGAGCCAUUUUCAAGUUAAUUGUUGCCGUUUUGACUAAUAACCCUGAAAAUAACGGAGCAACAGGUAAAGUCGAUGCAGCAUGGCUAUUCGAAUGUCUGAUUAAGCAUUUUGUGUUGAUUUUAGACACAAUUUUGCAACAAACGAAAUCUUCAUCAGAUGAAGCUGCUCCUCCACUCUUCUUGAUUAUUAAAUACGCUCCUGACCAAUGCCAGGAAAUCUUUAGAAUUGUAAUUGAAGCAUUUGGAGAUAAUGCACCUCAAGUGGCCCAAAUCUUCGAAAGAUUGCAAGAAUUGGUCGUUCAAUCUGAUAAUGUUCUCGAUGCUCCUCCGGCAUUCAAGAACGCUUUGCCCAAGUUUAAGACGGAAAUGUCAAGAUUCCCAAUUUCUAUUUUGAAUUUGUUUGAAAAACGCAAACAAUAA